UUUUUUUUAUUUUUUAUUAAAAUUUUAGUUGAAUUUUUUUUUAUUUUUUAUUCCUUUUAAAUUUAAAAAAGAUCUAUUGUAUACAGAAAUGGGCAAAUACGACAAUGACUUUAUUAUGACUAUAGAUGACGAUGACGAAACUAUCGUUGUACCUGAAGAAGAAAAAGAAACUUUCUCGGAUGAUGAACAAACAAAAAAGAAAACAAACAAUAAAAAGAAAGGACAACAACAAGAUCAAGAUUUUGAUAAUCGAUUCACAUUUGCUCUUGAUGGUGGUGGUGAAAUGGGUCCUGCUAAACCUUGGGAUUUUACUGCUGCUCGUGACAUGUUAAAAAACAAGAAUCUUGAACGUACCUCUAUCGAUGACAUUAUUUCCAAAAAACGAAAACAAGUCAAAGAAAUGAAAAAGAAAGAACAAAUGAAACAAGAUGACAAUCAGCAAGAUGAUGAUAAUGAUGAAGAAAAUUUAGUGGAUGAUAAUGACGAUGAUCUUGCUGCGGAUGGAUUUGGUGCUGGUGUCGAAGAAGAAGAAGAAGAAGGACAAACAAUGGAUGACGAUGAAGAAGAGGAAGGUAGUAGUGCUACGGAUACCGAAGAUGAAGAUCAAGAUGAUGCCAAUAUGAAUAAUAGUGAUGAAGAGGAAGAACAAGAAAAUGAAGAAGAUCGCAAGCGCAAGGAAGCUUAUUUUGCCCCUGAAGAAGAAAAUGUACCCAAGGAACAUCAAUCAUUCUCUUCUAUGAAUUUAUCUCGUCCCAUUUUGAAAGGAUUAGCCAAUUUGGGUUUUGUCAAACCUACUGAUAUUCAAGCACGUACUAUUCCUGUGGCUCUUCUUGGUAAGGAUAUUUGUGGUGGUGCUGUUACUGGUUCAGGGAAAACAGCUGCCUUUAUUGUCCCUAUUUUGGAACGUCUCCUAUACCGACCUCGACAACAAGCUUCCACAAGAGUCUUAAUUCUAUGUCCUACUCGUGAAUUGGCUGCUCAGGUACAUAGUGUGGCUGUCAAGUUGGCAGGUUAUACCGAUAUCACUUUUUCUCUCUGUGUUGGUGGUCUCAGUGUUAAACAACAAGAAGCAGAUUUGAAACUUAAACCUGAUGUUGUGGUGGCCACUCCUGGUCGUUUGAUUGAUCAUAUUCGAAACUCUAUGGGCUUUGGUUUAGAUACUUGUGAAAUUCUCGUUAUGGAUGAAGCUGAUCGUAUGCUUGAAGAUGGGUUCGCAGAUGAAUUAGGUGAAAUCAUCAAAUCAUGUCCUAAAUCACGUCAAACCAUGUUAUUCUCAGCAACAAUGACAGAUAAUGUAGAUCAACUAGUACGAAUGUCACUCAAAAACCCUGUACGAUUAUUUGUGGAUAAGAGUAAUCAAGCAGCUAGUCGUUUGAUUCAAGAAUUUGUACGUAUCCGCGCCAACCGUGAAUCUGAUAGAUCCGCCAUUCUUCUUGCCCUAUGUCGAAAAACAUUCAAGAAAAAGGUGAUCAUCUUCUUCCGAUCCAAGGCUGCUGCUCAUCAAAUGAAAAUCCUAUUUGGUUUGGUAGGCUUGAAUGCUGGUGAAUUACAUGGUAAUUUGACUCAAGAACAACGUUUGGAAUCCUUGGAACGUUUCCGUGAUCUUGAAAUUGAUUAUUUAUUAGCUACUGAUUUGGCUGCUCGUGGUUUGGAUAUCAAGGGUAUUGAUACUGUCAUCAAUUAUAAUAUGCCUACUCAAUUUGCUCAAUAUCUUCAUCGUGUGGGUCGUACUGCUCGUGCUGGUCGAAAUGGACGAUCUGUAACAUUAGUGGGUGAACAAGAUCGUAAGAUGCUCAAGAUGGCUAUCAAAUCUGCCAAUUCUAAUCAAGUGAAAAAUCGUGUGGUUGCUGCUGAUACCAUCCAAAAAUACAAGGCCAAGGUAGAAAGUCUAUCAACACAAAUCCAAGAAGUCUUACAAGAAGAAAAAGAAGAACGUGCACUACGUCAAGCUGAAAUGGAAAUUCGUAAAUCUGAAAACUUGUUGGCUCAUGGAAAGGAAAUCUAUGCUCGUCCUGCAAGAACAUGGUUCCAAACUGAAGCUGAAAAGAAGAAAUCUCAAGAAGAAAAUACACCUUUGGAAUACCGGUCAACAAAGAAAGAAGAAGUCAAAAAUGAAAAAGAGAAAAUCAAACGAGGCAAAUAUGAUGGUAUGAGUCGACAAAAACGUAGAAGACGUCAAGCUAUGGAAGAAGAUGAAGAUUAUAUCAAGGAUGCCAAAAAUCAAAAAUCAGCAGCAAAGAAAGCAAAGAAGGCAGCGAAACCACGUCGAUUAUAAAUGAUUCAUUUGAUUGAUACAUUAAAUUAUUUUGUCUCUCUUCCCUCGCCCCCCUUUUUUUAGAUUAGCAUAUUUCACUUAGAUUCACAUUAUCAUUUGUUUUUAUUUUAUUUUCACUCUUUGUAAUAAACAUACUCUCAUCAUAGAUAUUCUUAUUUGAUUCCUACAUCAUG
This is a messenger RNA of Halteromyces radiatus, 2448 nucleotides long. RefSeq names its product P-loop containing nucleoside triphosphate hydrolase protein. Lineage: Eukaryota; Fungi; Mucoromycota; Mucoromycetes; Mucorales; Cunninghamellaceae. Gene Ontology annotation, molecular function: ATP binding; RNA helicase activity; nucleic acid binding. The coding region runs from base 89 to 2275 and encodes 728 amino acids. The record is from RefSeq and is a predicted model, not a curated record. The transcript is spliced from 7 exons.